This is a messenger RNA of Zalophus californianus (California sea lion), 2844 nucleotides long. It is a transcript of the gene CFAP221, whose product is annotated as cilia and flagella associated protein 221. Bases 220 to 2739 code for a protein of 839 amino acids. Gene Ontology annotation, cellular component: cilium. Gene Ontology annotation, biological process: cilium assembly; cilium movement. The transcript is spliced from 24 exons. NCBI's taxonomy places the organism in Eukaryota, Metazoa, Chordata, Mammalia, Carnivora, Otariidae. The record is from RefSeq and is a predicted model, not a curated record.
GCCCGCCGAAUCCCGCCCCGGAACCACCUCCUGUGUGAGCGGCCUGGGACCCGGGGUCAGGCUUGGCCCCCUGGGCCGCCGCUGAGCAGGCUUGAGGCAGCCCGAAGCCCGGGCGCGUGUCCCGCCGCAAGUCAGACUGGGCUGGGGUCAGAGGAGAGGUCGGGACUAAAGAGAAAUGACCUUUGGCUCUAAAAAGAAGACUCGAUUUUUCAUGAUAAAAUGGCAGUGGUGAAAACCCCCAGCAGAGAGCUAAGCAAUGCUGAAGAACCAUUUACUAACAUAUCCCCCCUACUUUUGAAGAGCCUAGUGGAGGAGCCUAAGAAAAGAAGAGAAGUACCUAAUCACCUUCUAGAAUCAAAGAUUUAUGCAAAAGUUCUGAACAAUAAGGUCAUACAGGCAAAACCUGGCAUACUGCAUUUUGGCGGCUACAAAGUAGAAAAACAACACCAACAGAUUCUGUAUCUGGUCAAUAUUUCCAAUGAAGAUGUACAUGUGCAUAUUUUACCCCCUCAAACCAAAUACUUUCAGAUCAAGUAUGUGAAAAAGGAACACUGCCUUGUCCCCGGCUUGUCCCUCACAGUCACCAUUACGUUUUCUCCAGAUGAGUGGCGAUACUAUUAUGACUGCAUUCGGGUUCACUGUAAGGGAGAUGACACUUUGCUUAUUCCCAUCCAUGCCUAUCCUGUCGUGAAAACAUUGGACUUUCCCUCAUUUAUAAAUCUAUCCAACGUUUUCCUUGGUGAAAGCAAAAAAUACAUUAUCCCUUUGCAGUGCAGCUGCCCUGUAGAUUUCGAGUUUCAUAUCACUCUGAUUCAGUCUCAUGAAGCCUUUACUGUUGACCCGAUAUCAGGAAUAAUCCCGGCUAAUGGGAAGGUGAACGUGACUGUCAAAUUCACACCAUUCCAGUAUGGGAUUGCGCAGAUAAAAAUGCAGCUGUGGAUCUCACAGUUCAACUGUCAGCCAUAUGAAUGUGUCUUCACCGGAACGUGCCGUCCCAACAUGGCUUUACCAUUAGAAGAAUUUGAAAGAUUAAAUUCUCUUUCUAAGAAAGUAGACGUUCCUCCAGGAAAGGCAAUGACACACAUACCUUUCCAGCGACCGCCACCCAAACAAAAGCCUCCAAAGAUUAAGGAAAUCGAAUAUCAGAACUUGAGAUUUCCAGUAGAUUUAUCGAAUCCAUUUGCUGUGGCAACUGUUUUAAACCAAGAACCAGGAAAACUGAAGAUUAAAGAAUUAAGAGAAGUUUUGGACCAAGGCAAUGAGAUUUCAAAAACAAGACAGAUGAAGGAAGCACUCUUUGAACAGAAAGUCAGACAGGACACUUAUGGAGAGAUCGAAAAUCACCUUAAGUGGCAGGUGCACCUUGGUAGAGAUCCUAUGUCUUUUAAAUUUAGAAAAGACCUUACUGAAGAGCGGCAAAGAGAAAACACCAAAUAUAAGCUAGAUAGAGGAGAUCCUGUUUUGGAUGAGGAAUUUCAGCGCAUCAAGACAGAAGUCAACCAGAAACGGGUUGUUCACAAUCUAGAAGAAAGAAUCAAGGAAUUCCAUCCUAAUUUUGAUCCACUCAUUAAUAAUACCUGGGUCAACAGGUUCAGGGCACAAAAGCGCUUUCAACAAGCCGCACGCAAGGUCAUGGUUCAUCGAAGGUUAAUCAGUAUGCUGACUGCUAUUCAUAACAUGGACAAGGAGACCAUAAGCAGGAAGCUGAGCCGAGGAAGACAGUCAGUAAUAACAGACAAGAAUGCCUCCAGAUUCGUCCUGGCUCAGAUCAGUCAAGAUGAUUAUUCCAGCCGGUUCUCUGUAUCACCCAAGGAAGUGCUGCCCUUCGCCUUCCCGUCCUACAGUCCUCCUCAGAGCUCCAACGAGUUGGCUCCUGAUGGCCUUGGACUGGUUCCAAUUAAACCUUCAGAAACUCAAAUCAAGCAGAGUUUUUCCUUCCUCAGUCUGCAGGUUCCUCAACUGUACAAAAUUAAAGGGUAUCAGCCAUUCUGUGUCCAGAAGUCGUCAACAAGCUACAAACCUCAAAAGCUUGCUCGAGCUCUGAAGCAAGGGGCUGAGGAUGAAGCCACCGUCAUAACUCUGCCCAAGCAGGACGCCACACCUCAGCUCCCUGGCAAGACCUCAGUCUUGGGCAUGAAACUACCUGAGGCCUUAGCUGUUUCUCCAAAUUAUGACCCGCUUUAUAUUUUUAAUCCCAACCCAGGACUAUUUGCUGUGAAGCACCCUCUGACCUACGCAGAAACCCUGAUAGAUUACCAUCUGUGCCCUCACCCCAAGUACAAGUUCAUCAGGGAGCCCCACAGGGGGUCCAGCAUUCCUCUCACCCAAAAGCAAUUUCUCCAUCACACGGACAUUAUUCCUGGGAUAAUGCACUGGAAGAAGUUCCAGCCCCUGACUCUCUCAUCCCUGCCCGAAACCUCGAAGACAGAGACAACACAGAGCUGUGAUUCCUUCAACUUAGUCAUGCUUCCUAAAAAUGUCCCUGCCCUUCUCGACGCCCUGCCAGAAGAAGACAGAUUGGAAACAGCUGAACGUGAGCUCUGCGAACAGAAUAUAGAAGUUAUAUUGACUCCAGAAAUGAUUGAAGCAGAAUUCCCUAUGUUGGACCACAAGGACACCAAAAAGGAGAAAGAGGCCAAAGAACAAGCACAGCUGAUGGAGAAGCCAGGAGAAAGGGUGCAGGAGGAGAUGAAGAUUCUGCGGGGCAAAGCUCUCAACUCGUACCUGAUUCUAGAAUAACAAUCUCCAGGAGGUCAGUUCCUCUUGUUGGCUUUCUGCUGGUCGCUGGGUCCAUUGACGUUCCAGUCAUUUUUGGAAUUAAAUGCUCUAGAGAAUAAAAUUGAA